This is a messenger RNA of Cuscuta europaea, 1192 nucleotides long. The record is from the annotation of a GenBank genome assembly. Lineage: Eukaryota; Viridiplantae; Streptophyta; Magnoliopsida; Solanales; Convolvulaceae.
AGCUCUCCACCCAAACUUCCCCAGAGGAGAAAGCUUUAUACUCCGUACUUGCUACUUACCACAAUCCUCUCUGUAUGUGUGAUUUGGAAUUUAGCUCCUCUAGGAGAGAGAGAGUGGGGUAGGGAAAGAAUAAAAGGUGCGGUUGGUGCUUUGCAACGGAGAGGAGUAUGAGUCGUGUAUUUGUAUGUAUAGAGGAGCUAGCUGUGCUGAUGUGCGCACUCGGUAGAAGCUUCAGAAGCCGACAUCCAUUCUUUUCUAUUUUUUGCAGGUCGAUUUCUUGAUCUUAAGGGUUUUUGCCCUCUCAAACAGCUCUUCAUGGCCGCCUCUUCUUGCUUUGCCUCCCCCCUAAUCCCCGUUUCUUCCCAGCUCAACUACUACCCAAGUUUGGAUUCAAGGGGAAAUCAGAACUCAGUUAUUGUCACUGCUAGAACUGCAAUUCGCAAAAUUUACUACCAAAAAAUAGGGAAGGGCAAUCUGUGGAGUGAAUGUAGCUUUCUUGGGAAAUCAGGGGCCUCAGUUCAACCUAUAAUUGGGAGAAAGUCCUUGCACAGGAAAAACUUCGGGGUAUCUGCAUCAUUUUUGUCAGCUUCUCAAAUUGCUAGCAGUGCGUUUACAUGGGGGACUGUAGCCGUCCUUCCAUUUUAUACAUUCAUGGUUGCUGCACCGCGGUCCGACUUGACCAAGAAAUUGAUGGGAAAUGGCACACCAUUUGUUGCACUUGGAGUGGUGUAUGCCUAUCUUCUUUAUCUUUCUUGGACACCUGAUACAUUGCGGUUUAUGUUUUCUAGCAAGUAUUGGCUGCCAGAGCUUCCCGGUAUGGCUCAGAUGUUUGCGAAUGAGAUGACUCUGGCCUCCGCAUGGAUUCAUCUGUUGGUGGUGGAUCUUUAUGCUGCAAAGCAGGUGUAUGAAGAUGGUAUGCAAAACGAUGUUGAGAUCCGCCAUUCGGUGUUGCUAUGCUUGCUAUUUUGCCCCAUUGGAAUUCUGGUUCAUAUCAUGACCAAAGCUCUAGUAAAUAGCCAGAAAGGAAAACGCACAAUUCAAUAGGAAAUUAGGAAUUCCACAAUUUGUUUCUACUGCACUGUUGCUUUUAUCGCUCCAAUGGAAUUAUUAGAACUGUUAAAUCUUUGCGACCGUAUUUACACUUUUGGAGUUAUGUUAAUUGUUCUCAUGCCCAUUUGGGAGCACCAUACCA